AUGCCUCGAAGUUACCUUGUCACCGAUCUCAUGGCAACGGAUCUUCACGCUCUUUUGAGAACAAAAAAAGUCGACAAUCAAUUUGCGCAGUACUUUAUAUACCAAAUUAUGCGAGGUCUCAAAUACCUACAUUCAGCCGGUGUUAUCCAUCGCGAUCUCAAACCAAGCAACAUCCUAAUCAACGAGAAUUGUGACCUAAAAAUCUGCGAUUUUGGAUUAGCUCGCUCCCAAGAAAUACAAAUGACUGGUUAUGUCUCGACGAGAUACUACCGUGCACCAGAGAUCAUGCUCACUUGGAAACGAUACAACGAAAAAGUUGACAUCUGGAGUGUUGGGUGCAUCUUUGCCGAAAUGAUGACGGGUCGACCGCUGUUCCUGGGGAAGAAUCAUAUCGAUCAAUUCUGUGUCAUCACAGAGCUCCUGGGAAAUCCACCCGGUAACGUUAUGGCCAACAUUACAAGUGAAAAUACUUUGAAAUUUAUUAGAUCCCUCCCCGAGAGGUCUCGUAAGUCUCUGGCCACUAUCAUCCCUACUGCCUGCAGAACAGCCAUCAAUCUACUGGACACAUUCCUCCAAUUUGAUCCAGAGAAACGCUGUUCUGCCGCCGACGCACUCGAGUCUGAAUAUCUGGCUCCAUACCAUGAUCCUGAAGAUGAGCCUGUGGCACCAAAAUCUUGCGACUGGUCAUUCCUUGAAGCGGAUCUUUCCGUAAACGUCUGGAAGACGAUCAUGUAUGCGGAGGUAUUAGAUUAUCAUGAGCAAUGCGGCGGGCCGUUCCAGCUGACUGCGCAAUUUGACGGCAUGGACCUGGGUUGA
This is a messenger RNA of Penicillium brasilianum, 816 nucleotides long. NCBI's taxonomy places the organism in Eukaryota, Fungi, Ascomycota, Eurotiomycetes, Eurotiales, Aspergillaceae. The record is from the annotation of a GenBank genome assembly.